CAGAACUCCACUACCCAAGCAAACAUUGAGGUCGUGCAGGAGGUUGAACGACCCUUUUUUUCUACAUGACAUCGUUGUGCUCUGCCAGGUGCAUCGUCAUCUUCAUCAAAGGAGCCGCAGAUCCCAUGAGUGUUGAACCUCACUGCCUUUCUUCCCUGGAUUAUUGAUUCUGCUUCUUUCACGGCCUUUCUUCCCUGAGCAGGUCUGUGGUGUUCUGCCUCCCGGCAUGCAUGUGGAUUUGGCCACUGGUCUUCGUGGUGGUGGAAAGCCCUGUAAGCAAUGCUGCUGGACCGUCCACAGCUCGAACGUUUUCCUCAAUUGGUGCCAGCCUCUCAGGGUAAGGGGCAAAAAGUAUCCACAUCUUCAGAUGCAGAUAGUAUGCUUCAUUGAUAGUUACCACCACCGACCUUCUUCAGGGUAGGACCACCAACCCCCUGGCGGAUGUCGUACAGCGGGCGGUGCCCAGUUUGGUCUCAGGUUUGCUGCGUCAGCACCUCGGCUGAGCUUGGAUACCACCCUCCAUGGGGCGGUGGGAGGUUGUGGCCUAGCCCCUACAGCCUUUGCCGGUGGAUUAUGAUUAGUAGAGGGGAUGCCCCAAGUCGUGCACAACCAAGAGGUAGGUAUAUGGUAUGUGGCAUCUCCCCAUCUAUAUUAAUAUAGGUCUUCUUCAAUGGACCUUGACAUCAUGACCGAGGACUUGGCAGAUCACAAGGCUGCGCACCAGAUGCAUGAGAAGAUGCUGGAUGAAGACCUGAAGAGUUCAACGUCAGAAGUGGACAUUACGGCGCAGAUCGUGGAGAUGGCGCGCUCGGGCGGCUCGGGCUUGCCGGGGAAUCGCAGCGUCAUGGGCGAAGGAGAUCCAGUGCUGGUGCGUUGGUCCGACGGCCAUUGGUAUCCCGCGCGGGUGACCAGCAUCCACAGCCAGCAGUACCAGGUGUCGUGGGACCCGCCCUACCAAUGCUGGGCCCCGGAGAAGGUGGCUGAAGCUUCAGUGAUUCCUCGGAUGAAUCAACCCCGCGAGGUCUGCAACUUUGAUGUGGCGUUGGAGUUUGUCAAGAGACUGCGGUCCUUGAAGCAUCGCAGCAGCCAAUCCACCCGGCUCGAAGUGGUCUACCACUGGACGCGCGAGGAAAACGUCAACAAGAUCAUCGAGAACAACCUGAAACCGCCGGGGGCCACCAAUGCCGAUGGAACGCAGAUCCAUGUACUGAAUGGCGAGGCCUUUGGACGGGGGAUUUACGCGUCGACGGAUGUGAACUACGGGCGAGCCUAUGGAGCUGGUUUGAGCUGCGGCUUCCUUUGUCUGGCCUUUCCAGGACACAUGGGCCGCACUCCACACGGAAAAGGCAUCCCAAAGCGCCUUUGCAAGAAGGACGACUGCUACCAGCAAGGCAGCCUGCGCGUGUACCGAAGCUCAGAGCAGGUCUUGCCCCUCUUCUUCACCGAUCUCCCCACAGCACCGCGGCUGUCGGAGGUUGCCCAGACUAUCGCCCGCGUGCUGCGCGAACGCGUGCUGGAGCAGUCUGUGACGGAGCUGGAGUUCAAGAAGGGAGAGAAGGUGGAGGUCUUGUGGCAUGGAAGCUACUGGCAGGCGGAGGUGGCCCAAGUGAGAGCCGAUGGCCUUCUGGAUGUGAAAUGGCUCUUUCCUUUUCAAACUUGGCCGGCCGAGUGUGGCGUCAGCACCGCUCGCCUUCGGCGGCCCGAGGGCCAUUAGCAUCGGUGAGAUGGCGAAGAAAGCACGAGCCAAGCCCAGCUCUUCAAGAGGCAAGAGUUGAAUUUGCUUUAGAGUCUAGAGGCUUGUCUAGCCCUAUCUUUCAAUGAGUUGCCUGGCCGGCGAAAUCUCACUGGCUC
Molecule: messenger RNA, 1851 nt
Organism: Durusdinium trenchii
Lineage: Eukaryota; Dinophyceae; Suessiales; Symbiodiniaceae
Source: the annotation of a GenBank genome assembly